AUGUCCAAGACAUCUACCAAGGGUGCCGAUAAGGCCGGUAAGGCCAGCAAGGCCUUGAACAAGGUCAAGGAUGCCGGUGUCACCAAGGCUUCCCAGUCCCCCGCCGCCAAGAGCAAGGCUGUUGCCAGCAAGGUCAUCUCCAAGGAGAAGUCCAAGAAGACCAACAAGAAGAAGGAGCCUACUCCCAGCUCCUCCGAGUCUGAGUCCGAGUCUGAUGAGGAUAUGAAGGAUGCUUCCUCCAGCUCCAGCUCCGAGUCCGAGUCCGAGUCUGAGGAGGAGAAGCCCGCCCCCAAGAAGACUGAGAAGAAGGUGGAGAAGAAGGUGGAGAAGAAGGUCGCUGCUAAGGCUGAGUCUUCUGACUCUUCCGACUCUGACUCUUCCGAGUCCGAGGAGGAGAAGCCUGCCCCCAAGAAGGUCGAGAAGAAGGUUGUUGCUGCUAAGGCUGAGUCUUCUGACUCCUCCGACUCUGACUCUGACUCUUCCGAGUCCGAGGAUGAGAAGCCCGCCCCCAAGAAGACUGAGAAGAAGGCUGAGUCUUCUGACUCUUCCGACUCUGAAUCCGAGUCUGAGUCUGAGGCCGAGGCCAAGAAGGCCUCUUCUGACUCCGAGUCUGGUUCCGACUCUGACAGCUCUGAUUCUGACUCCGAGGAGACCCCUGUCUCCAAGAAGCGCAAGGCUGAUGCCGAGCCUGCCGCCACUGCCAAGAAGUCCAAGACCGAGGAUGUCCCCGAGGGUGCCGUCGCCAACCUGUUCAUUGGUAACCUGUCCUGGAACGUCGACGAGGAGUGGCUCCAGCGUGAGUUCUCCGAGUUCGGUGAGCUCUCCGGUGUCCGCAUUGUCACCGACCGUGAGACCGGCCGCUCCCGUGGCUUCGGCUACGUUGAGUACACCAGCGCCGCCGAUGCUGCUAAGGCCAUGGAGGCCAAGAAGGGUACCGAUCUUGAUGGUCGUACCAUCAACCUCGACUACGCCGCUCCCCGCCAGGCCAACCCCCAGCAGGGUGCCGACCGUUCCCAGGAUCGUGCUCGCUCAUACGGUGACACCACCAGCCCCGAGAGCGACACUCUUUUCGUUGGCAACCUUCCUUUCAGCGCUACUGAGGAUGCUCUCCACGAGGUCUUCGGCGCCCAGGGCUCCGUUCUCGGAAUCCGUCUCCCCACUGAGCAGGAGACUGGACGCCCCAAGGGCUUCGGUUACGUUCAGUUCGCUUCCAUUGAUGAGGCCAAGGCUGCCCACGCUGCUCUCAACGGCCACGAGCUCGAGGGCCGUGCUAUCCGUCUUGACUUCUCUACUCCCCGUCCUGCCGGUGGUGACCGUGGUGGCUUCGGCGGCCGUGGUGGUGGUGGUCGUGGUGGUGGCCGUGGUGGCUUCGGUGGCCGCGGCGGCGGCGGUGGUUUCGGUGGACGUGGUGGUGGUGGUCGCGGCGGUGGCCGUGGUGGCUUCGGCGACCGUGGCGGCCGUGGUGGCCUUAACAAGGGCAAGGGCAGCAUCCCUGAGUUCAAGGGUACCAAGGUCACUUUCUGA
Molecule: messenger RNA, 1524 nt
Organism: Penicillium psychrosexuale
Lineage: Eukaryota; Fungi; Ascomycota; Eurotiomycetes; Eurotiales; Aspergillaceae
Product: putative nucleolin protein Nsr1
Exons: 1
Coding region: 1-1524 (507 amino acids)
Cellular component (GO): nucleus; ribonucleoprotein complex; cytoplasm
Molecular function (GO): mRNA binding
Source: RefSeq, a predicted model, not a curated record